GGAGUCUAAAAUUUCCCGUCCAGGCUUAGGGUAUACAGUAAACAGAAAAUCCCAAUUUUCUUUCACAUACAGAAAAACUCAAAUUCCUUUCUUCUUCGCUGAGUAAUCGAAAAUGGGAGGUCACGGAGGUCUGAAUAUUCUCCCUCAGAAACGUUGGAACGUUUACAAUUACGAGAACAGAGAGAAGGUUCGUCGCGACGAGGAACAAGCCGCCAAGGAGGAACAGCUCAAGCGCGAGCAGGCUCGGAAGCGCGACGCCGAGUUCCGUCUCGAGCGUCUCCGCACCGCUCGAGGUUUGGCACCGAAGCUUCUCCCUCCCGGACCAGAACCCGAACCCGAACCCAAACCCGAACUUGAGCCCGAGCCUUCUUCCGACGCUGGCCACAUCAACCUUUUUGAAGGGAUCAAGAUUUUCGACCCAAUUCAGGAGCCUCAGAAAGAGGAUCCUCCGGCAAAGAAGAAGAAAAAGGUGGAGGGAGGACCCAAACCCGCCGUUGUUGUGGGCCCGGAGGAUGAGAAGUAUAGACUUGGUUACGGGCUUGCCGGGAAGGGGGUUCAGUUACCGUGGUAUCUUCGGAAACCUAAUGAUGAUGUAGUGAAGGAUGAAAGCGGUGACGGCGAUAGGAGGGAGAAUAAGGGUGAGAAGAAGAGGAAGACGAUGGAGGAGUUGAGGGAAGAGAGAAUGAAAAGGGAGAGAAGAGAGAAGGACCGCGAGAGGGCUUUGAGACACGAGAAGAUGCAGAGUCACAGAGAUGUUUCUGGCAGUAGGAGGAGGGUCUCUAGAUGAACAUAACAUCUUUUAUAUUUUAUUUAACCUCUGCUGUUACAUCUCUGGUUUCCAUUGUCCACCGUGUUAUCUGGUGGUGCAUUAAGUCACUGUUGCUGUAGUCCACUGCUGCCAGAAAAAAGUAUCCAGGAAGCUAUCAGUGUUGUUUUCAAAUUACCCAUGUCUUUCCGGUGAAUUUUCUGGCAACCAUCUGGCAGCUUUCACAGCCUAUCUUGUGACUUCCCCAGCAACUUCUGGCAAUAUACAACUGACUUGCUGCUGGCUCUUUGGUGGCUUUCCAUUGAACACUAGCAACUUCCAGUAAUUGCGGCUUUAUCUUGUUUCGGCACUGGACAAUAAUGUUAUCUCAAUUGUUUGGUCUUGGAAAAGGAAGUUUAGACUAAGAAUGAUGCCUUCAGAUGCUUUAGGUGAAAUACUUCAGGUUUGUCCAUGACUUUCUCUGUAAACAAAAAACGUUGUAUCCAGUCUAUGAUUUACUUCAAGCUUGACAAGAAGCCAAUGUCUUCCUAGUAACUAGCUGUGCUAGAAAUAUUUAAGUUACUAGAACAAACUACUUUUAUUAGUAAUACUGGUACUGCAAUUAAGCUAUGAAGUUUUAUUCCAGUUUCUACUGUAGCGAAGUUAUUACUGUUGCUGCUACUUAAAUUUUGGAGUUUCUUUAAUCUGUAAACAUUGUGUGGAAGGAAAUUAAUACUAAUAUCCUUUUUGCAUUAUUGAGUGUCUAGGAAAAACAUUUUACUGCGCUAGUGGAUAAUUUGUCAAGAUCCAGAGUAACAUAGUAAAUUUAAUAAGUGAAACUAAAUAUUCAAGGAGGAAGUAGGAAUUAAAGGUUGUUAGGAUAUAAAAGGUAACUGGGACCUUAUCUCUGAGAGCAAAGGGUUUCAUAUGAUCUAUCAAUUAAUGAGAAUAGAAUGGCCUUUAAAGUUUUGAGGGAAUAUGAUAGACCUGAAAGGAAUAAGGGGAAGUGGAUAGUGUACGAGAGAAGGAAGAGGCACAACUGAUGCGAUUAACUGACUAACGGUCUGGCACUUAACUGCCUUUAGCAGUUAAGUGAGGAGGGAAACCAUUAUAAAUAGGAGAGUUAGUGUAGGAGGGGGGACUUUUGGUUAAUUGUUUGUUAGACAGGUUCUAUCCUGUGGAGAGGGUUAGGCCUCUAUUGUUCAUUGUAUACGGAUAUUCUUUUGUGAAUAAAAGAGAUCUUUCUUCAUUACCUGGUGUGUUUGGUGUGAGUUUUGAGUCUUGAUUAGGUUCGUUGUGGAGGAUUGUAUCAGAAUAUUAGCAUUUACUACUGAAGUGUGAGCGAUUUCAGCAGCGACAUUUUCGUUUGCAAUACUAUUUUGUUUAGGGGAUGCAAAAACUAGAAGACUGUUGCAUUAUUCCGAGAGUUUAUGUGAAGGAAUUAAAGGGAAUUGUUGAGAAAUGAAGGGAGCUGAAGUAUAUUAGUUUCUGCUAAGAAGUGACCGUAAAUGUAAUUUUUUUAAGCAUAUGCAUUUAAUCCAUAAAAUUUCGAACAAGUUCUUUUGAGCAAUGUCUUGCUAUUUUGACGCUCCUACUUUAAAAGUGUCUAGAUAUUUAAUAACGGAACUAACUUUGUUACCUCAUUUUAUUAACCUUUGACUUAAUGAAGAAGAAAUUAGAAGGCAUAGGAAGCUUCUGGGCUGCUGUUUACUGAUUGAAUAUUUUAAUCACCUGAUCUAUCCAAUCUGUUCUCUUCGGAAAGAUGCAAAAACCUGUCAUACUCUUUUAUCUAGUUUUUACCCUUUUCCUCUCUAUAUUUUGGUACGGUUAAUUUGAAAAGGGCUUAGUUGUCUCUCAACUUCAUAGGUUUUAUAAACAUUAGGAUCAAUGUUAGUAUAUGGAUUAAUAACUUGUAUAAGAUAUAUUAAAAUAAUUUUUUUUUCAAAUACAUGAGAAUUAGAUGGAUAGGCAAGAUGACACUUUGGCCUCUGAAAUAACAAAACAGAUGCUACCACCUCGCUUUGAAGAGCGUAACAUUUGAUCUCGAUGUAUGAGAUCACUUCAAUGAAUUGUCAGAGUCUAACAUUAAGAAGCAAGUUAAAUGUAGUCGUCGUGGUAGUUGGAUUAAAUUUGUGAGUGGAACAAUUGCUGUGGUAACUCAUUUGUGCAGAUGCAAGGGUAUCCAAACAAUGACGUGAACCCGAAUCAAAAGUCAGAUUCAUCUACCUCUAAUCAUUUCUUCCCAUUUCUUUGCCCAAAAUUGACUACUUAUGUCAAAACGAACUGAUCAAAAUGUUUGUGGCAAUUGAACUUUCCUUUUGAAUUGUCGAUCUUGAACCUUUUGUGGCAUCUUUUAGCAUUGUAGCACCCUUUCUUUUUGUCAUCUCACAUACUACCACGGCACGCGAUGUUUUUACACUUUGGAAUUGUGAAAAAGGGCAUUUGAGGAACUUUCUUUAUUGUCACUCUCGUAGAGUUCGCCUCGCCACUUAGACUUGGACUUCAUUUCAAAAAGGAGGUAGUGAUGAUCCUCAUUUCUGUAACCAAAAUUUUCAAUCAACUAGGUUUAAUAAAUCUGAAUUAAGUAAAUACUUGGAUGAAGCCUUAGAAGAGAUUCAAGGAAAUUUGGAUAUUUUGAAUUGGUAGGAGCUAAAUUCGGGUAGAUUUCUAGUUCUUGCAAACAUGGCAAGAGAUGACUCUACAGUGGCAACUAAAUCUUCCUUCAGCCCUGGAAGAAUAUCUUUUGAUCCACAUUGUAGUUCUCUUGCACCACAAAUGGUAGAAACACUUGUUUGCACGCAAGAUUGGCUUAAAGGGACACACCCUCACUAUUUUCCUCAAAUGAAAAAGAGGAUUUUGAGGAGCUCGAGAGAUGUGAAAAAGGUAACAAUAUUUGUUUUAUACUAUAUUAUUGUACCAUGCUUACUAUAAUAUGACUGAUAAGUAACAUUGUUUUCUUAAUUUUGUAGACACCAUUCCCUCACAAGACUUUACUUAUCCAGCAUCUUGUGUUACACUAGAUGAUGACUGAAAAUGUAGAAUGAUUUUCUUUGUGACUUUGAAUUAGGAUUAUUUUGUAUUUAGUUGUUUGGACCUUUUAAUCUCGGGUUAUUAACUUGUUGCCUUUCUUCAUGCUUGGGUUCCAUUUUAUGAUACUUGUAUAGAACUGCAGACCAGGGUUGUUUUGUAAGCUAUAAACUGCUAAUCAGAUACAGAAUUUCCCCGCAAUGACACCUUGACGGCACCCUUCAGAAUUCUACAACAACGAGGCUUUGGCACUGAAAUUCAUACCCCCAUCAAACCAAGCAGAAGAGAACAACAGACAGUGGAGCAAUAUGAGCGAUGAGAUGGAGGCCGGGAAAUACAGGUGGCAAAUAUGGAACCGACUUUUUCCCAACCCAGCUCUCGCUUCCCCCAUUUCCAGAAUAUCCAGUGAGAUUGUUUGAAUGUUUGGCAAAUUCGCUAUAGCUUUUGUACCUAGUUUAAAGUCCUUCCUAUCAAGUCUUGUGAUCAAAAUUAAGUUGUUUAACCAAAUAGUGAAAGGAAAAUUUUACAUGGACACUAAAGUUUUCCUACACCUAUGAGAUACUUAAUGAAAUAGUUUAUUAAUUAUUUGGAGUUUCUUUUAAGCACGUUCCUGCUGAAUCCAAAGCUGAGUUCAGUUUUAAGGCAGCUUCUUCCAGCACCUCCAUUACUUUCUUCCUACACUCCUAUAAUUCUUCUCAUGUUAUCUUUUCUAGAUUUUGUAAUCCAGAAGUCGAAAAUGACUUUUGAAUUACAUAAUUCUUUUUUUAAAAAAGGUGGUUUUUGGAUUAUACGACCCAAAUAGGUUUUGAAAAUUAUUUUUAAUUUCUGAAUUAUACAAUCUGAAAAUUGAAAAAUGACGUAUAAUCCAAAAACGAUAAAAUAGGAAAAAAUUGAGGGUGCUAAGAAGAAAGCUGUGGAGGUACAGGACAGAUUCAAUCUUUGUGUUGUAUCUAAUGAAAUUACCAUGUGGAGUAAUGCAAUUGUUGUUGGAUAUUGUUUCCUGCACCCCGUCAAUUUCUUCCUUCACUCCAUUGUUGAUGUGAAGUUCCAAUAGUUAGCCCGUGAACUCAUUUUGGAUUAAAACAAGUAGAAAUAAACUUCAUUACUGAAAAUUAAUAACGCUAAUGGCUGGCUAAUGGUGCCGGUGAGAAAAUUUUUAUUAUUCUAUACUGUUUUUUAGAGCUACAUGCUAAUUACUUAUUUGUUUUUCUGUGUAUUUUUCUUCCUUUUUGCUUUUCUCUAUCAACUUAUCUUUCACAACCGAACAUAUAUAUGUUAUUUAGAAGACUGAAUUUGUACAAUAAUAACUUGAGUAGUUAACACUUCACUAUUAUAAUAUUUGAUGGAUUAAAAAUAUAAUGAAGUAAAGUACUCAUUGUCAAUCAAGCAUAUAUUGUUAUGGUUUUAAGGAAGUCUUGAUAAAAUAUAAUGAAAAUUAACAAACUUAUAUGACAAAAUUUGUAAUGGAACGGAAAUAUAAAAAUAAUUUAUGUAGGUUAUAUUUAGAGUACUAUUUGCUCUUAAACUGGUAGUAUGAAUAUUUCAAUAUUUUGGUUUUCCUUUUUAAGUUAGACAUUUGAUUUGUUAAGUAGAUUACUUGAGUAAGUAGAUUAGCCUAUGAUGUUCACAUCCAUAAUAAAAAAGGAUUAUAUUGUUUGGCAAGCUGUCACAACCCUUUUUCUUCUUGUUUUUUUCUUUUAUGUCAAAGGAUAAACUUUCUAUAAUUGACUUAGAAGCUCAUAAAGGAUUUCAAAAUAUAAUAAAGUUUCUAUAAUCUGAUUUCUCAAUCAAACCAGAUUAAUCUGAAAUAAAGUUUUACAACACUAAUUAAAAAAAAAUCAUAAUUAAUAAUUAGUUUCCACCAGUAAUCUAUGUCCACUUAAAAUCAUAAACACUUUUAUCUGUUAAAAAAGACUUGAGAGUAGCAUGAAGCCAAAAGAUCAGCUAGUUAAUUUGGUGGUUGGAAGGUGACAGCCAAUCUCUAGUGUCAAAUCAAAUGCUUGUUGAAGGGUUUGCUUUCUGCAUAGAAACAUUGAAUUAUUCAAACUAUAGUUAUUUCCCCAAACAUGACUUAAAUUAAUACAAGGUUUAGUUUCCAAAUCUUAGUGCGGGGACAACUUUAAAACCAGAAGCUCGUGAAGAAAGGAAAACGAAGAUGUUGACUUCAUAAAAAGAAGAGAUUUUGAUAAUCAAAUGGCCAUUAACAACACAGAGUCAGAGGUUUGCAUGAAGGCUACUACAAAUGAUAAUCGUUCCCUUUUACACAUGGAGAACUUGACGCUCCCUCCGGUACGUUUUCUAUUAUUCUCUACAAUUACUCCUCCAUAGUUAAUAUCUGUCUCUUUUAAUUUCAUCAUUUAUUUCUAAUAUUAUCAUCCUACCGAUCCCAACAACACCAGACUCUAAUCUUUUAAUCAAAGCCUUGUAGAUAGAAAAAAACGAUGGUGAGAAGAGAGAAAUCAUCAACUUGAUCACAAAUACUUCACACCAACGUCAUGGUGAUUAACAAAGUUGUUUAUUCCGAAUGCUUGUUAGUCAAAGAAAAUGGUUUGAAGUCUUCCGAUUAAGUUAUUGUAAUAUCACAAAAUAGAUGAUUGUAGAGAUGCCCAGUUCAAUGCUAUAUUUUGUAAUGGUUGAUGAACAGUUUCAGGUUGUAGUGAUAGCAGCAAAUAUGGGGUGCAAUGGGUGCAGAGGGAGGGUUUUCAGAGUUGUCUCAAGAAUGACUGGGUUGACAGAGUACACUGUGGAUCUGCAGAAGAGAGAAGUAACCAUAAAGGGAGAUUUCAUAGCAAAUUGCAAUUUGCAGAACGAAAGCAUUAGAAGCAGGAGCCUUGAGAGUUCGAAUGAUGAACCCAAGUCUCUGUCUACAUGUUUAGCUCAUUCUGACUAACAUUAAUCUAACAUAAUCAUAGCUACAAAUGAUUAAAUAAUAAGGCUUACUCAUAAUGAAUCAGAAGAUGCUGCCAAAGAAUUCUAAUC
Vigna angularis (adzuki bean) is the source of this 6751-nucleotide messenger RNA. RefSeq lists its product as uncharacterized. The record is from RefSeq and is a predicted model, not a curated record. Bases 113 to 787 code for a protein of 224 amino acids. The transcript has 5 exons. NCBI's taxonomy places the organism in Eukaryota, Viridiplantae, Streptophyta, Magnoliopsida, Fabales, Fabaceae.